GGUCAACUUGGACAAGUAGACUUGACAAGACCAAGCGAAUAUGUCGGAGCUGUAUCCUUCGCUCACGCAAUGUGCGAUUGUUGCCACAGCGUUCAAGAUUCUGCUAUGGCCCGCAUACAAGUCGACAGACUUCGAAGUGCAUCGCAAUUGGCUGGCUAUAACCAACUCUUUGCCUGUCAAAGACUGGUACUAUGAGAAAACGUCAGAAUGGACUCUCGACUAUCCCCCGUUUUUCGCAGCGUUCGAAUGGACAAUGUCACAAGCGGCUGGCUUUUUUGACAACGAUAUGCUUCAAGUGAAGAACCUAGGACACUCUAGUUGGCAGACAGUCUACUUCCAGAGAGCUACAGUGAUCUUGACUGAGCUGGUGCUGCUAUAUGCACUUCGCCUAUUUGUUCGCGGUGCGCCCAUUACGGCCAAAAAGACAUCUCACGCGGCUGCUAUUUCGAUUCUUCUCUCUCCUGGUCUUCUCAUCAUUGACCACAUCCACUUCCAGUACAACGGCUUCAUGUACGGCAUCCUCAUUCUGUCCAUCGUCUUAGCACGUAGGCAAUCAGGACUGCUGGCUAGUGGUAUCACAUUCGCUGUGUUGCUUUGCUUUAAGCACAUCUAUCUCUACUUGGCACCGGCAUACUUCGUCUUCUUACUACGUGUAUACUGCCUCGAUCCACGAUCAUGGUUCAGCAUACGUUUCGCCAAUUGCGUUAAACUUGGACUUGGAAUUGUAUUCGUCUUUGGACUCGCGUUCGGACCUUUUGUAUACUGGAACCAGAUAGAUCAGCUUCUGAGUCGCCUGUUCCCCUUUUCUCGAGGACUUUGCCAUGCUUAUUGGGCUCCAAACGUGUGGGCGUUGUACUCCUUUGCUGAUAGAAUCUUGAUCUACCUGGCACCCUACUUCAGUCUUUCGGUCAACCGAGAGGCUAUCAACAGUGUCACACGUGGACUUGUUGGAGACACUUCGUUCGCCGUGCUUCCAGAAAUCUCACCAAGGAUGACUUUUGUCCUGACUCUGGCAGCCCAGAUGCCGGCUCUAGUAAAGCUCUUCUUCCGACCGACUUGGGAUACUUUUGUUGGUGCGCUUACUCUCUGUGGCUAUGCAUCAUUCUUGUUCGGUUGGCACGUCCACGAAAAAGCGAUCCUGUUGGUCAUUAUUCCAUUCAGUUUGGUUGCACUCAAGGACCGAAGAUAUCUCGGGGCGUUCAGACCUCUUGCGGUCUCUGGCCACGUCUCGCUGUUCCCACUACUCUUCACAGCCCAGGAGUUUCCCAUCAAGACGGUUUACACCAUCUUCUGGCUGGUGGCUUUGCUAAUGGCAUUCGAUCAGCUCGCGCCUGCCUCUUCUAGACAGAGAGUGUUCUUGCUUGAUCGCUUCUCGUUCGUGUACAUUGCUGUUUCAAUCCCGCUCAUCGCGUAUUGCUCACUGGUGCAUCCGCUGGUUUUCGGUGCGAAGUAUGAGUUCCUACCGCUCAUGUUCACCAGUGCUUACUGUGCAAUGGGAGUGGUGUCGAGUUGGAUCAGUUUCUUGAUUGUGUAUUUCACGUCAUAGAUCUUCUAGACAACAAUUAUAUCUGACAGGAAAGUGAAUCGUCUUUGGAUAGUCCUGUCAAUCAUUCCCUCAAAAACUGCAGAAAUUGUGUUGUUUGCACGGAUGCGACCUCAAUUGGGAUGGAAGCUCGGUGAAGGCACAUCACGUCAACGAUCUAUGGAGUGCUCCACGUAGGAUUUAAUAUAUCAUAAAAGAUGAAGCCGCA
Molecule: messenger RNA, 1751 nt
Organism: Aureobasidium subglaciale EXF-2481
Lineage: Eukaryota; Fungi; Ascomycota; Dothideomycetes; Dothideales; Saccotheciaceae
Product: glycosyltransferase family 57 protein
Exons: 7
Coding region: 41-1546 (501 amino acids)
Biological process (GO): protein N-linked glycosylation
Cellular component (GO): endoplasmic reticulum membrane
Molecular function (GO): dolichyl pyrophosphate Glc1Man9GlcNAc2 alpha-1,3-glucosyltransferase activity
Source: RefSeq, a predicted model, not a curated record